UUUUCAGCUUGCUUCCGCCAUCCGAUCUUCCGUGCUCUUUCCCCCUUUUCUCCCAUGCCCAACGCCGAGCAACGUCGCACGACCUCCCCAACCUCGCGUCAGAGCUGAGCUGAGCUGCGGAACGGAACGUCGUCGGUAUCCUACAUACAUACACACGGUAACAAGUCUCCCGUCAUGGCGCCGACCGAGCCCCCCGCUGUGGGCGAGGGCAGAUUGCAACCCCGGCUGUCGAGGUUAACCAUGGUGGCUCUGACCUUCGCUAUCCUUAACACAUGGAUCGCCCUAGCAGGCUCAAUAGGCCUCGUCCUGCCCUCAGGCGGCUCCGUCUCCUUCCUCUACGGCUUCCUCUUCUGCGUCCUGUGCAAUCUCGCCCUCGCCGCUAGCCUCGGCGAGAUGGCCGCUAUUUGGCCUACCGCGGGCGGCCAGUAUCAUUUCGUGUAUGCGCUUUGCGCGGAGAGGUGGAGGAGGGUUGUGAGUUUCUGGGUCGGGUGGACGAAUAUCGCGGGCUGGCUUACGCUGGUGACGACGGAGGGUUUCUUCGCUGCGCAAUUCAUCCAAGCAGCCGCCGUCAUCGCCUCGAACGGCACCUACGAAAUCGAAGCAUGGCGGACAUACCUAAUCUUCCUCGCCGUCGUCACCUUCACGACCGGCUCCAAUAUCUGGGGGAACCGGAUCCUCGGACGAUGGAACGACGCCGCGCUGUACUGGUCGCUCCUCGGCGUCGUGGUCAUCAGCAUCGUACUUCUCGCGACAUCCGAUAAAAACGACGCGCACUACGUGUUCGCCGAGUUCAGCAACGAGACGGGGUGGUCGGAUGGGAUGGCGUGGAUCCUAGGACUUCUCCAAAGCGCGCUGAGUUUGAUCGGUUUCGACGCGGCGCUGCAUAUGACGGAGGAGAUGCCGCGGCCGGCGGAGGAUGCGCCGCGCGCGAUUAUAUACGCGGUCAUCGUGGGAGGCGUCACGGGAGUUGCAUUUAUCCUCGUCAUCCUGUUCUGCAUCACGGACCCGACGACCGUGCUGAGCACGCCGACGAAUAUGCCCAUCGCGGAGCUGAUACUUCAGGGAACGAAGAGCAGGGCCGCGGCGACGGUGCUGACGCUUAUGUUGGCGGUUUGCUUUAUCAACGGCACGAAUGGCUGCGUGACGAGCUCGAGCAGGUUGCUUUAUGCGAUGGCGAGAGAUAAGGGGAUCGUGUAUCAUCGCUACUUCGCCCACAUCACACCAAAACUAGACGUCCCCGUGCGCACGAUCGUCUUCACCUUCAUCUUCAACGUGCUCUUCGGACUCCUCUACCUCGGCCCCUCAGUCGCUUUCAGCGCCUACGCCGCUAGCACCACCAUCUUCCUCAACGUAUCGUACGUGUUUCCCGUCAUAACGCUGCUCGUGCGCGGGCGCAGUAUCUUGCGACAGUACAGGUCGGAGCGGACGUACUUCGACCUCGGGCGCGCCGGGUGGGCGUUGAAUAUCGUUGCGGCGGUUUUCGUGGUUGUUACUUCUGUGUUCUUCUGCUUCCCGACCGGCCUUCCCGUUUCCGGGGACGAUAUGAACUACGUAGUCGUCGUCAUCGGUAUAUUCCUAAUCCUAGUCGGCACGUACUGGAUCGUGAACGGCAGUGUCUUUGAAGGACCCAAAUUCGAAGCCAUCAUCGGACGUGCUCCCGGAGACGAGGAAGGAGUGCAUACUCCCGCUACUGCUUCGGAAUCUAAUGGUAUAGAUGAGAAAGGGGAAAUCCCAAUUUAGACGAGUGCAUGUUUUGUAUUAGAAAGCGUAGCUCUUAAUUUCUGGGGUUCGAGCUUAUUUGUUGGAUUGAUAUAAAUCCAGGUACCUGGUAUAUGUAGACUUGAUUCAUUAUUAGAAGAUUGUAUGAAAUUGAUGAUCUAGAUGACCUCUA
This is a messenger RNA of Annulohypoxylon maeteangense, 1891 nucleotides long. RefSeq names its product amino acid transporter. The transcript is spliced from 8 exons. Gene Ontology annotation, cellular component: membrane. Gene Ontology annotation, molecular function: transmembrane transporter activity. NCBI's taxonomy places the organism in Eukaryota, Fungi, Ascomycota, Sordariomycetes, Xylariales, Hypoxylaceae. Bases 175 to 1740 code for a protein of 521 amino acids. Gene Ontology annotation, biological process: transmembrane transport. The record is from RefSeq and is a predicted model, not a curated record.